AUGCUCGACCUCACCGGUAAAGUCGCACUCAUCAUCGGCCUUGGCCAAUCCGGAGACGAAGGCUGGGGCAUCGGCGCCGCGAUAGCCGUGCUCUUCGCCCGCCAAGGGGCCGUCAUCUUCGGUGGCAACCGAUCGCUGCCGUCGACCACCAAGACCAAGACGACGAUUGAGUCAGAAGGCGGUAUGUGCGAUAUCGUUGCCACUGACGCCACAGAUUCGGCGUCCGUCAAGGCACUCGUUGACGCCUGCAUCGCAAAACAUGGCCGCAUUGAUAUCCUGGUCGCGAAUGUCGGCGGGUCACAGCCCGGGUGCCCGGCAACGAUGGUCGAGGAUGUCUGGGACGCACAGGUCGAUCUGAACCUUAAGAGUGUAUACUUGGCGUGCCAUCAUGUGCUGCCUGUCAUGGAAAAACAGCAAGCCGGAUCUGUCGUUUGCGUUUCGAGCAUUGCGGGCCUGAGGUAUAUCGGUAAACCACAGGUAGCCUACAACACGACGAAAGCGGCUGUCAUGCAAUUUGUCAAAACAACAGCCGUCCUCUAUGCGGACAAGGGCGUGAGGCUGAACACGGUUGUCCCGGGCUUGAUGGAUACGCCAUACACGAAGAACCUCGCGCAGAGGUUUGCUGCAUCAGGCAGCGAAAGCCAAUCGGAGGAUGGUGCCGAAGAACAACGGUAUCAGGCCUUCAGGAGUAUGCGCGAAGGGCAGGUACCCAUGAAAAAAAUGGGUGACGCAUGGGACGUGGCCAAUGCUGCUCUGUUUCUCGCGGCGGAUGAGUCAAGAUAUAUCACGGGGCAGAAGAUUGUUAUCGAUGGAGGUGUCACCAGCUCGACAGGGCGCGUAUAG
Messenger RNA from Verticillium alfalfae VaMs.102, 843 nucleotides. Its product is annotated as oxidoreductase ucpA. Lineage: Eukaryota; Fungi; Ascomycota; Sordariomycetes; Glomerellales; Plectosphaerellaceae. Bases 1 to 843 code for a protein of 280 amino acids. The transcript has a single exon. The record is from RefSeq and is a predicted model, not a curated record. Gene Ontology annotation, molecular function: oxidoreductase activity, acting on the CH-OH group of donors, NAD or NADP as acceptor.